Triticum turgidum subsp. durum (durum wheat) is the source of this 456-nucleotide messenger RNA. Lineage: Eukaryota; Viridiplantae; Streptophyta; Magnoliopsida; Poales; Poaceae. The record is from the annotation of a GenBank genome assembly.
AUGGCUUCCUCCGGCUCACUCCUCCCCGCCCUCCUCGUGCUGCUCCUGCUCACAGUCGCCGCCACCGCGUCGACGACUACGACGACCUUCGUCCGGGCGGGCGCUCCUCCGGCCGAGCUCGCCGAGCGGCUGCAGGGAGUGGGGCAGCAGCAGUGCUGGGAGAUACUGAUGGACAUCAGGUCGUGCACGGGGGAGAUCAUCCUCUUCUUCCUCAACGGCGAGGCGUACCUGGGGCCCGGGUGCUGCCGCGCCAUCCGCGCCGUCGAGCAGCACUGCUGGGCCGCGGACGCCAUGCUGUCCGUCAUCGGGUUCACCCCAGAGGAGGGGGACAUGCUCAAGGGCUACUGCGACGCCGGUGACAGCGGCGAGGGGCAGCAGCGUGGUGCUCUUGACGGCGUUGCAAGUGACGGCGCCGUGGCCGCCGCUGCCGGAAGGAAGGGGCUUGGUGCCCCGUGA